Messenger RNA from Hypoxylon trugodes, 2933 nucleotides. RefSeq names its product WD40 repeat-like protein. Bases 250 to 2400 code for a protein of 716 amino acids. NCBI's taxonomy places the organism in Eukaryota, Fungi, Ascomycota, Sordariomycetes, Xylariales, Hypoxylaceae. The record is from RefSeq and is a predicted model, not a curated record. The transcript has a single exon. Gene Ontology annotation, molecular function: protein binding.
CUAACAUUUCUUCUCACAUACCUACAUACUAUUAUCCAUACCCUUUAUUCUAUACCCUUUAUUCUUUAUCAUCAAAAUCGAAUUAAUUAAUCCAAAUUUUACGCCCAUAGUGAGAGAAUAAAAGAAAGAUAAUUUCCUUCAUACCGCGACAAUACAAAUAGCGUUCCCCUUCCUGUGCGUUUGCGACCUGUCAAUUGAGGAACAAAGGAUGAUCUCUUCGAGCACUGCACCAUCUAAGGGAAAAGGAUAAUGGACGACUUCGACCGAGACUCCAAUGCGAGUUCCGAGAACGAGCAUGAAGACGAUCUUAAUAUCCACGAUCAAGAUCCGGAUGCCGACCCCGACCCCGACGUAGACGGAGACGACGAAAACGAAAACCCGGACCAUGAUGAAGAUGAUAACGAGAAUGAGAAUGACAACGAGAAUGAAGAGGAGGAGGAGGAAGAGCCUGAUCAGCACGAUCAUGAACACGAAGACGAAGACGACACCCAAGAUCAUCGGCAACCGAAUGGAUUGCCAAACCCAGCUGUCACUCGAACCUCAGCUACCCCAGGCCCUCUCGCGACCCCCAAGUGGAAGCCUCGCGUCCGUCCAGAAGCCCUCAGCGCGGCCACGUACGAUAUAGUCCCCACCAUGGCAGCACCUAUGGCUACGAGCGUCAAUGCGAUAGCUAUUACCCCUGACCUGCGAUAUUGGAUGACCGGCGGGAGUGAUGGCUAUAUCAGGAAGUACGAUGGACCCGCCACGAUCAAUGGCAAGACCCUGUUGACUGUCGCGCAAAGACACCCGUUUGUUGACUCCGUCACUAAGGCCGGAGUCUUGAUGUCGUAUUGGGAGAAUGCGGAACCCCAACCAACUCCCGUGCGACAGGAAGACUUGGUUCUGAGUCCCGUAUAUAGCCUAGCGGUCCAUUCGCAAGCUCUUUGGCUCUUAUCUGGCCUUGAGAGUGGCGGUAUUAACCUUCAGAGCGUACGCCAUGACGAGGGGAAACGGAUUACUUGCCUCAAAAAACAUACCAAUGCCGUUAGCGUGUUGACACUUUCUCCCGACGAAAAGAGCGUGCUUAGCGGGAGCUGGGACAAGAACAUAUUCGAUUGGGAUCUCAAUACGGGACAGGUGACACGUCAAUUUGACGGAAGCGGUGGGCAAAUAUCCGCUAUUGAGAUUCGGCCGAUGGGAGGAGCGCCGAUUCCCCCGGAGGCUGGCGAAGAGGACAUCCCAAGCGACACACUGUUCGGUAAUAAUGACCACCCCGGUAUCGAUGACGAUUUGAAAUUCGAAGGCGAUGGUGGGUUUGGCAUAGAUUUGAACAACGGCAUAAAUGGCAUAGGCGUCAAUGGGACCGCUAGCCAGGCGCCCAAUGGUAGAGACGGUCUAGUUGAUGGCCAAGGAAGUCCCGCGCACGAUAGCUUGUUUGGAGGUAGCCCGACAGGCGGCUCUGAUCUCUUCGGUGACAAUGACGGCAUGGGAGCAUUCGGAGGGGAAGAUGAUAAUGAAUUUUCUAGAGCUAUGAGACAAGAUUCAACUCAGAACGCUGAUAUCACGAUGAGUGAUUACGAUAUGUCCGGCCAAGCCUUCGAGCCCGAUUCGGGUCAAGCACCAGCUAUCCAACCCCUUCCUGACCCAAGCCAGCAAGAUCCUACCCUUUUCGGAGGGGAUACAUCUGCAUCCUUCGAGGGUGGCCACGAAUCUUCGUCCUUGCCUCAUUUGCCAGAUUUCUCCAUCAGUGCCAAUUCGUUCCAACAGGAGCCAACGAGCGCGCAUCAAUCGACAGCCUACAAUGCUCAAGGGCAAGCACCCCAGUCGCCAUCCACCGUGUUCGCAACCACAUCAGCGCCGGCGCAUUACGACAUGACUCAGACAUCAGACAGCACUUUCCUUUCCGCAUCUAUGGAUGGAACCCUACGAAUUUGGGAUAGGCGUAUGCCGAAUCCCGUGGCGCGUAUCGGUAAUAGGCCCGGUGUUCCCCCUUGGUGUAUGGGCGCGUGUUGGAGCCCGGACGGAAAUUGGAUAUACGCCGGCCGAAGAAACGGCACCGUAGAGGAAUUCAAUAUACAGAAAGCAAGGGGAGGACGUGUUGGCUGGCAACCGGAACGGGUCUUCAAGUUUCCCGGCGGUAGUGGCCCGGUUAGCUGCGUUCGAUCCAUGGUCAAUGGACGACAUCUAGUUUGUGCAUCUCACGAUAUCCUUCGGCUCUACGACCUGCGCUCGGAACACGCAUCCAAACACUCGCCACCACCGUUUCUCAUUGUUCCUGGCCCCCCCCGCGCGGGUGUUAUAUCUAGCCUUUAUAUCGAUCCCUCUAGCCGUUUCAUGCUAUCCGCUGCCGGAAACCGGGGUUGGGAGGGGACAACCACUGAGGUGCUCAUUGGAUACGAAAUCAAUGUCCCUCCACAAUGAUUACCCUACCUUCCCAAACGCUCCGUCCACGCAUUGUAUAUUAUAACGUGAGCUAUGGCACUUCAGCCUCCGCGAUAAAGCACGCAUGAACAUCAACGAGUUCAAGUUAGAUGGUCGAGAGGAGACGAAUUAGUAGCAUGCUGGCUUAUAAUGGAUUCUGGCAUCUCUUAGGGUGGAUGAGUGACUUAUUUUAAAAUGUUAUACGAUAUUGAUACCCAAAGUUAUGGAAACGGUGUAAUGGUAUGGGCUAUUGAGGAGAGAAGGGUUCGAUUGAAUAUGAUAUUGAAAUAUCAUGAUAUUAUUCAACGGGCGCAUUGAGAGGGUAACCUGAUUACGUGUACCCAGGUAGGUAGAUACCUGGGUAUCCAUACAACUAACUCGUCGACAUCUUAAACAAGAGUAUCACAAAUUAUUUAAUUGAGAUUAUCCCGGUAGUAUUAUCCGAGCUAAUAGGGUUCGAUUUACAUAUUUCGGGAUACUGUUACUAGCCAUCUUAUCGCAUUGCAAUACAAUAAAUCUCUAUACCCCACAAU